AUGAGGAUAUUAUACACUAUACAGCCGUCGACUGAAAAGCUCGAAGACGUUGCUGUCUUCGUUGGCGAUGUCAUCAUGGUGGUCACAGAUUAUAACCGGUCCCAUGUUCGGCGAGCUGCCGUCGCGGAAGAAUUCUGCGACGUCCUACCGACUUCCGGUGACUUCCAACCCACUUCCUGUGACGUCCGACCAGAUUUCGGUGACGUCGUCGGACCCGCUUCCUGUGACGGCCGACCAGAUUUCGGUGACUUUCAACCCGCUUCCUGUGACGCCGGAUUCACUUCCGGUUAG
Macrosiphum euphorbiae (potato aphid) is the source of this 291-nucleotide messenger RNA. NCBI's taxonomy places the organism in Eukaryota, Metazoa, Arthropoda, Insecta, Hemiptera, Aphididae. The record is from the annotation of a GenBank genome assembly.